Rotaria sp. Silwood1 is the source of this 2406-nucleotide messenger RNA. NCBI's taxonomy places the organism in Eukaryota, Metazoa, Rotifera, Eurotatoria, Philodinida, Philodinidae. The record is from the annotation of a GenBank genome assembly.
AUGUUAUCCCGAAGCAGUUGUUCGCUUAUUUCAAGCGUUGAAAAAUUUGCUUGUGCUACACAAACAAUUUCAUCUGUUCGAUAUCUUCAUUUAUCUCGAACAAUUUUUGCAGCAACAAAAUCAAAACAAGUAUCAUUAUCACGUCUUGAACCUAAUAAAUAUAUCAAUUAUGAAAAACAUGCAGCAAAUUUGGAAGUUGUUAAAAAACGACUUAAUCAACCAUUAACACUUUCAGAAAAAAUUCUCUAUUCGCAUGCUGAUGAUCCAAAAAAUCAAAACUUUGAACGUGGUAAAUCAUAUCUUCGUUUACGUCCUGAUCGUGUAGCUAUGCAAGAUGCAACUGCACAAAUGGCUGUACUUCAAUUUAUUUCAUCUGGUUUACCAAAUGUUUUAUGUCCAACGACAAUUCAUUGUGAUCAUUUAAUUGAAGCACAAAUUGGUGGUGAACAAGAUUUAAAACGAGCAAAGGAUCUUAAUAAAGAAGUAUAUAACUUCUUAGCUACAGCAAGUGCAAAAUAUGAUAUUGGAUUUUGGAAACCAGGUAGUGGUAUUAUUCAUCAAAUUAUUCUUGAGAAUUAUGCUUAUCCUGGUUUAUUACUUAUCGGUACUGAUAGUCAUACACCAAAUGGAGGUGGUUUAGGUGGACUUUGUAUUGGUGUUGGUGGUGCUGAUGCUGUCGAUGUUAUGGCUAAUAUGCCAUGGGAACUUAAAUGUCCAAAAGUCAUUGGUGUUCGACUUACAGGUGAAUUAAAUGGAUGGACAGCACCAAAAGAUGUUAUUCUUAAAUUAGCUGGUAUUUUAACAGUCAAAGGUGGUACUGGUGCAAUUGUUGAAUAUUUUGGACCUGGUGUUCAAUCGAUAUCAUGCACUGGAAUGGCUACUAUAUGUAAUAUGGGUGCUGAAAUUGGAGCUACAACAUCAGUAUUUCCAUAUAAUGAACGUAUGGCUGAAUAUCUUAAAGCAACAAAACGUGAAGACAUUGCUAAAUUCGCUAAUGAAUAUAAAAAUAGUUUAUUAACUGCUGAUGAAGGCGCAAAAUAUGAUCGUGUUGUUGAUAUUAAUUUAUCUGAACUUGAACCACAUGUUAAUGGUCCAUUUACACCUGAUCUUGCACAUCCUAUUAAUAAAUUAGGUCAAGAAGCAGUAAAAAAUAAAUGGCCACUUGAUAUUCGUGUUGGUCUUAUUGGUAGUUGUACAAAUAGUUCAUAUGAAGAUAUGACACGAUCAGCUAGUGUUGCUCAACAAGCAAUAGAAAAAGGUAUUAAAGCUAAAUCACAAUAUACAGUAACACCAGGUUCAGAACAGAUACGUGCAACAAUUGAACGGGAUGGCAUUGCUGAAAAACUUCGUGCAAUUGGUGGAAUUGUUUUAGCUAAUGCAUGUGGUCCAUGUAUUGGUCAAUGGGAUCGUAAAGAUGUAAAAAAAGGUGAAAAAAAUACUAUUAUUUCAUCUUAUAAUCGUAAUUUUACUGGACGUAAUGAUGCUAAUCCUCAAACACAUGCAUUUGUUGCAUCACCCGAUAUUGUUACAGCUAUGGUUUUAAGUGGUGAUCUUCGUUUUAAUCCAUUAACAGAUUAUUUAACAGCUGCUGAUGGUAGUAAAUUUAAAUUGAAACCACCAACUGGUGAUAAUUUACCAGCUAAAGGUUUUGAUCCUGGUGUUGAUACAUAUCAAGAACCACCAAAAGAUGGUUCAUCACUUAAAGUUGAUGUUGAUCCAAAAAGUACUCGUCUUGAAUUACUUCAACCAUUUCCAAAAUGGGAUGGAAAAGAUUUUAUUGAUUUUCCAAUACUUAUUAAAAUAAAAGGAAAAUGUACAACAGAUCAUAUUAGUGCUGCUGGACCAUGGUUAAAAUAUCGUGGACAUUUAGAUAAUAUUUCAAAUAAUAUGUUUAUUGCAGCUAUUAAUGAAGAAAAUAGUGAAGCAAAUAAUAUAAAAAAUCGUUUAACAAAUCAAUGGGGUAAAGUACCAGAUGUAGCUCGUUAUUAUAAGAGUAAAAAUACUCCAUGGAUUGUAAUUGGUGAUGAAAAUUAUGGUGAAGGUAGUAGUCGUGAACAUGCUGCACUUGAACCAAGACAUCUUGGUGGUCGUGCUAUUAUUGUUAAAAGUUUUGCUCGUAUUCAUGAAACUAAUUUAAAAAAGCAAGGUUUACUUGCUUUAACAUUUGAUAAUCCAAGUGAUUAUGAUAAGAUAAAGCCAGAUGAUAAAAUUUCAUUAGUUGGUCUUAAUAAAUUAGCACCGAAUGAACCUGUCGAAUGUCGUAUUAAACAUGCAAAUGGUAAAAUUGAAACAAUUAAACUUAAUCAUACAUUUAAUGAACCACAAAUUGAAUGGUUUAAAGCUGGAUCAGCACUUAAUGCCAUGCGUGCUUAUUUUGCAUCACAAAAAGAGCAAAAAAAAGCCUAG